Molecule: messenger RNA, 3518 nt
Organism: Struthio camelus australis
Lineage: Eukaryota; Metazoa; Chordata; Aves; Struthioniformes; Struthionidae
Source: RefSeq, a predicted model, not a curated record
CAAUAACUUUGCAAGUGAAUGUUUCUGAGGGAGUGAGAACAUCAUGAGAGAGUAUAAUCUUUUGGGUUUUUGGUUAUGUUUUUUUUUCUUUGAGCGUUAAUUAAACAUCUGAAACUUUCUUACCAUAUCAAAAAUUAGUCAUUGAACCUCUUCAAAUUAGCUCUACAUAUUCAGUUUUGUACUGGACAGAUGUUUUGUUAGUAUGAAACAUGAUGCAGUUAUAAUAUGCCAGAUCUACUCACAAAAUUAUUUAUGCCUCACUUGAGCACUUAGAUGAUGGUUUAUAGCAGUGCUGUUCACUGGCUUGUAUAAUGCUAAUGGUGUAACGUUCAUUCUUUUAGACACUCUUCUCUCAUGCUUAUCUUUCUUUUAAAGGAUAUCAAUCAGAAGCUGCAGGAAGAUAACCAAGAACUGAGAGACCUUUGUUGCUUUCUGGAUGAUGAUAGGCAGAAAGGCAAGAAGGUAUCCCGUGAAUGGCAGAGACUGGGCAGGUACAGUGCUAGCGUUAUGCACAAAGAGGUUGCCUUAUACUUACAGAAGCUGAAAGAAUUGGAAGUGAGACAAGAAGAAGUGGUUAAAGAAAAUCUGGAACUAAAAGAAUUGUGUGUCUUGCUGGAUGAGGAGAAGAGUGGUGGAGCAGGCAGCCGGAGCUCUAUUGACAGCCAAAUCAGCCUGUGCCAGUUAACGGCAACAAGUACGUACAUAAGAGAUGUUGGUGAUGGGAGUAGUACUUCUAGCACUGGAAGUACAGACAGUCCAGACCAUCAUAAACAUCAUCCAAGCACUAGUCCAGAACAUCUUCAAAAAAAUAGGGGUGAAGGAAGCCCUGAGCAUCAGAAACACAGGAGUAUCAGCCCAGAGCAUCUCCAGAAGCCUAGGGGUUCUGGCAGUCCUGAUCAUCACCUGAAAGGACCAAGUCCAGAACAUCACAAAACCAUUGUCAAAACACCUGAGCAACAAAAGCACAGCAGUAGCAGUCCAGAAACUCUCCCAAAGCACACUUUGAGUAGUAGCCCUGAACACUUUCAAAAGCACAGGCCUGGUAGUAGCCCUGAGCAUCAAAAGCACAGCAGUGGCAGCCCGGAUCAUCUUCAAAAGCAUACACCAAGCGGAAGCACAGAACAUCUCCACAAAGUGAGGGGUACGAGCCCUGAGCAUCUCAAACAACAUUUUGGAGGGAGCCCAGAGCAUUUCAAACAUCUCAGUGGAAGCAGCAGAGAAGGUACUCUCAGGAGACAAGUAACAGAUGACCUGUCACCUCACCACAGGAGUAUAUACAAUGGAAUGAAUGAAUCAACCUUGUCCUAUGUUAGGCAGCUGGAGGCAAGAGUAAGACAGCUGGAGGAGGAAAAUCGCAUGCUACCCCAGGAUCCCAGUAGGAUGCCAGCAGGGGCGGAGGGGAGUUACUGCUCUCCAAACGAGCCACCUAGCAUCAGUGGACAUGGCUCAACUUCUCCGCAGUCUGAAUCAGUGGUAAAUGCUCUUAAGGUUGUGUGGAGGAAACUUGGAGAUGCUGCAGGGUCGUGCCCUGGAAUUAGACAACAUUUGUCAGGAAAUCAAUAUAAAGGACCUAUGUAAAAGGACCUGAGCAAGUCCUCUCUCUGAAGAGAAAGAGUUUGACCUGCCAGUGAGAGAUGAAAAAAGAAGUGACUGUAUCCACAGUGACUUUGCGUCUGACAACGGGUUGUCUAUGUGCACUACAUGAGACUUUGUUGGAAACUAGGAGAGGUUCUGCACAGAGAUCUUUCAGACGAGUUACGUUUUUCAGUGUCCCUUGUAUACUGCUGUUUCAGUAUACUGACUAGAUGAAACGCUGCCAAGGCUUUGUCAUUCAAACGCACCACAUUUAGAAGCAUUGAGAUAUUCCCAUCAUAUUUAGAUAUCAUCCUAACUAAAGAUGAUUGAGAUUCUGAAGGAAUUACAUGAAGUAAAUUGUUAUUUUGGAUAGUUGCAGUGAAUCUCUGGUAAGUCCGAAUUAAUUUUCCAUUAGAUUUAACUAAAGUUUUUCACCAGACUGGAGAGAUAUCGAUAAACUGUGCCUUUAGUCUCCACAGUUUUAGGAAAGUCACUUGCUUAGUAACUCUCUCUUCAGUCUGUAAAGUAUCAGUUAAUGGUGCUUAGGCAAUUUCCAGCUGAUUUUUUUGUUUUAUUAGAAUACUUGCAUUUUGAGGUGCUAAAAGACCAUAAAGUCUCCUAACCAGCCAGUAGUGUAGCAGAACUACAGUACCUGUAGUAAAACAUGAUUUCUUUCUAAAUGAAAGUGAAAUUAGCUUUCUUUUUGGUUCACUUUGACGCAAAUCUUCUGAAGACCUAUAUGAUGUUCACAACCCUUUAAUGAACAGAAUAUUUAGGUAUCACUAUUAAAGGUCUCAAAUCAGAAUUUCCACCAGAGUUUUUUCUGAAAGUAUUUUCCAGUUGUCACGAUGCUAAUUUCUGCUGUUUAAUUUAGAGACAUGCUGUUUUAUUUAGCAAGAGUCUAUAAGAAUCUAAAAGAUUGCACUGCAUUAUGAAAAAAAGCUUUUCUUGCUACUGUAGCCUUCUUUCAAAGAAAAAAGUUUUAUUAUAGUCAGAGCAUGUCUUUCAUUAUUAUGAGGCAAAAAGCUCUUGUUCAGAUUGCCUGAGAUUUGACCAGAAGGUGCCCUAGAUGUGCUUGGUUUAUUUUUUUCCUAUGUGUAUGAUAUUAGUUGUGUGUAUUGAAUUGCAAUGAUAGAUAUUUUGUGUAUAUCUAAAAGCAAUGAUAGUUUCUUGUAUGAAUGUGCAACAGGCUUGUGACUGAAUGCUGUUGCUUAACUUUUUACCGUAGUUGAGUAUCAACAAAUUAAAUAAAAAUAAAAGAAUAGGAAUGCAACAAUUCCCAGGUUUCUGGUUUGUUCUUGAUUACUAAGAUUUGAGCCAAAGUCAGUACUCUCUGUUUUCUCUGAGCUUGUAACAUGCCGUAUUAGUGGACUGUUUGUAGUGGAACGUAGCUCGGUUGCUGUACAAUCUUUUGUUAUAUUAUUAAUAGUAUGACGUAAAAUCUGAUGUCUUCAGAAAAACACAAAAUGUUAAUUUGCAGCGGUAAUUAUAUUGGAUUCUGUUGUUAUUUUUACUUGGUACCAUUCGACGUAAGGCCUCCGAUCCAGCACCACUUUCUCAGGCAAAACUCCUGUUCACUCCUUCUCCGUGAGUUAGAAAUGCAGAAUCUAGCCUUCUGUUUUGAAACACUGCACUCUUAGAAAAUUUCUUACAUAUAACCCCCAAAACAGUUGUCUGUUAUCUUUUCAUGUUGUUUUCUCCCAUACGUAUUGUUUGCAUAGUUACACUUAAAUUGUUGUAUUCCUAUAUAUCUAUACAUGUAUGUAUGAAAAAAUGUAAAACAUGUACUUGUGCCUGCAGUACAUAUGUGCAGGGGCUAAUUUGAGGGACACUGGUCUUUUGACACGACACUUGUGUAAAUUUUGAUACUGUAUUAAAACUAUUUUUUUACAGUUCUGCAUACAAUUGGGUAUCAAGUAUCUGUGUUCAUCUUAGCAACAGUA